Messenger RNA from Odontomachus brunneus, 1158 nucleotides. Its product is annotated as odorant receptor 13a-like. The record is from RefSeq and is a predicted model, not a curated record. Bases 1 to 1158 code for a protein of 385 amino acids. The transcript is spliced from 6 exons. Gene Ontology annotation, molecular function: odorant binding; olfactory receptor activity. Lineage: Eukaryota; Metazoa; Arthropoda; Insecta; Hymenoptera; Formicidae. Gene Ontology annotation, cellular component: plasma membrane. Gene Ontology annotation, biological process: detection of chemical stimulus involved in sensory perception of smell; sensory perception of smell.
AUGGUAGUCACAGGCACUAUUUGUCCAUUGCUGAAAUUAGCUCUCCAAAUAUUCGGUAUUUGGCCGGAUGUAUCAUUCACCUUCGUCAGCCAGCUGAUUUAUCUGUUGACUACACUCAUCCUGCAGUACUUUCAGUAUCAAUACAUAUACAUGAUCUUCAAGCGCGGUGAGCUCUAUGGUCUCGCAGACAGCUUGCCGGGGACUGUAUAUUAUAGCUUAACCAGCUUCAAGGUGUUCACACUUUGGAUGCAUCAUCGCUUAAUUCGCGAAUUAUUGACCACUAUGGAUAUUGAUUGGCGGGAGUGCAUGAAGGUCGACCAACAUUUGCUCGUAAUGAAGACAAACGCUAGCUUCUCGAAGUUUUGUACGCACUUUUUGAUUUAUUUCAAUACGAUCGCUGGUUCACUCUAUUUCGGAGGUGAUAACUUGAUAGCUAUCGUGCAAAUUCUACGGGGAUACAAUGUUACUUCGCGACCUUUUCCCACGAAGUUACUACUUCCGUUUGAUGCCGAGCAAUCGUCGGUCUAUAACUGGAUCGUCCUCGUCUUGUACCUGCAUUCGAUGUCAGUGGUAUAUCUAGACAAUUUUCUCACUGCAUUCAUAAUUAGUCUGGUCUCUCAUGCGUCCGGACAAAUCGAAAUCAUCUGUCAAGAGUUGAAAGCUAGUUCUGAGGAAAUACAAAGUAAUGGAUCUCUGGCUUAUACAACAAGAAUGUUGAUCCAGAAUCAUAAUAAAGUCAUCUCAUUUUCCAAAAAUAUUGAUAGACUCUUCUCUUACAUAGCUUUGAUGCUAGUUUUUGGUGAUACCAUAAUAAUUUGCUUCCUAGGACUCGUUGUUAUGACAUCUCACUCAAUACAUAUCAUCACCCUGCUUAAAAUAUUCUUUGCUUACUUCGGCGUAACAAUAGAAGUUUUCGUAUAUUGUUUUGUCGGAGAACACCUAGGCCAUAAGAGUAAGUUACUUGGCGAUGCAGGGUACGAUUCUUUGUGGUACAAUAAGUCAUCUAGUCACAAAAAGAAUAUAUUAUUUAUAAUCAUGAGAUCUCAGAAGCAAUUGAAUAUUACAGCCGGAAACAUGGUAGAUUUAUCGUUAGAAACCUUUACAAGUAUCAUAAAAGCAUCGGCAUCGUACAUGUCCGUUUUGAAUGCAAAGUAUUAA